AUUUUAUAAGAUACAAGCUUCCAUGAAACUUCCCAGUGAGUUUUUUUCUCUCAAUUUUUUAAAUGAUUCAAAUGCUCCAUGAAACUUCUGCAGGCCUACAAGAGGAAGUCAAGAAUUAUAACGGUUGAUUAUAUAUAGGAGCUGUAUGUUCGUACAAAUUUAUAACUGUCAAAAACCUUGGGAAGAUUCAUAGCAAGUGAUUUUGUUCUUGUCCUUUCCUUUUUGGAGUUUUUAAAAUGACCGGCACGCUUCCCGGUGUUGAAUGUGCUCGAAGAAGACGGAUUCAUUAUACAGUUGGGGGGGCAGAUUCACCCAGUGCCUCUGGUUCUGGGUUUACAAGGCGCUCGUCUUUUUGCUUGUAUACAAGCAGCCAUGAAUCCCAGCUCAUCACCUCUUCUUCUUCUUCCAUGGUACCAUUUCAAACCACUCUGUCUCUCUCUCUCACUCUCUAUACAUACAUGUAUGUGCGUUAAUACAUGUUUAUAUAUGUCUGUGUAUGAGACUUGGACUAUAUUUUGUGGGGUGUGAUGCUAAUCUGUUUGGGUCUUAAAAACAGCAAAGAAGCAUGGUGAAUCAGGAAUAUGAGAAUGAGAACCUAGGUAAAGUGGCAAGAGAAGCCAAAGAGAGGUUAGAUGAGAGGCUAAGAGCACAGCGGAAAUCAGAAACCAAAAGGUGCCAAGAAAGAUUAAGGAUCAUGGGGGGCAGGAAUAGCCCUAGCAACCAAGAAAGAUUGAGGGGUAAGGAAAUAGAGAACAGGACUAAGACUAGCACCACCCAAGAAAAAUUGAAGGGUAUAGAUGGCAGAUCUAUGGUGCUUAGGGAUUUGCAGACAGAGGUGUUUGGGUUGAAGAAAAGUGGGUUAAAGAGGUUAAGUUGGGCAAAGUUAGGAGGGAAAGGCCUGGAGCCAGAGGAGUGUGCCGUGUGCUUGGACCAGUUCAAGGUGGGUGAGACCCUGGUGCACCUGCCUUGCGCUCAUAGGUUCCAUUCAAGGUGUUUGGAGCCAUGGCUGGAGAAUAAUGCGCAUUGCCCUUGUUGCAGAAUGGAGCUUUUGAGUUAAAAGUUUUGUAACUUUUUUUGGUUUUUCUUCAAUCUGUAGGUGUGAAAGGAAAAUAUCAAAUUGAUUUAAAAAUUUAAUUUGAUGAAUCACUAUCAUUAAAUAAGUAGUGUGUCUCAAUUAAUACUGAGACUCAUAAGUUAAAUCAAUAACAAAUAUAACAGUUAUAUCAUCAAGUCAAAUUUUUAAAUUAAUUUUUUAAGCCUGUAUAAAUUGUAAAGAGAGAUGAAUAAUAGAACGA
Molecule: messenger RNA, 1295 nt
Organism: Ilex paraguariensis (yerba mate)
Lineage: Eukaryota; Viridiplantae; Streptophyta; Magnoliopsida; Aquifoliales; Aquifoliaceae
Source: the annotation of a GenBank genome assembly